Messenger RNA from Saccostrea echinata, 6946 nucleotides. RefSeq names its product N-acetylglucosamine-1-phosphodiester alpha-N-acetylglucosaminidase-like. Lineage: Eukaryota; Metazoa; Mollusca; Bivalvia; Ostreida; Ostreidae. Bases 14 to 1927 code for a protein of 637 amino acids. The transcript has 11 exons. The record is from RefSeq and is a predicted model, not a curated record.
UGAUUGUAACGAUAUGAAUGGUGGCAGCUCGAGUAAACUCCAAUGUAUCUUAAUCUGCAAUUUCAUCAUAAAUUUCAGUUUUUUUGUAAUCUGCACAAUUCAUCAAAGAAGUCCACAACUAUACAGUGAUGUCUUAGAGCAUACCAAUGAUUUAAAUGAACAUUCUGGAACUACAAGCAAAGUUAGACAUUCAAAUGGCAUCAAGCCAUUUACAGAGGAACAAAGAUAUACUGAGAUAGAUGGACUAGAUAUAUUACAGCCUUACAAAUACCACCAUGGUCCUAGACAUCGAACACAUCGCCAAGUAAGAGAGUGCCAAGAUAUUAAGUAUGGAAAUGUUACUCAUUCCAAAAUUCUGUCUCAUGGAUUUAACAAAAACCUAAGUCUUCCAAUUGCUGAAACGAGACAUUUGAUACAUGUAAUAAGACAAUCUUAUUAUGUACGGCGAGAUGUACUAAUGCACUUUUCUGUGAUAAACAAUCCAUUCCAAACUGUGUCUGUCCUUGAGCCAAAGAUGGAGCAUGGCUGUAAAGAGGGGGAGGGGGUACGAGCCUCUGUACUGGAGUCAGCUAAGCAGGAGGACUGCAUUGUGGCAAUAAAUGCUGGCUUCUUCAACACCACCAGUGGAGCAUGCUUAGGAAAUGUUGUCAGUAAUGGGAGAAUAGUACAAGACUCUGGGGGAAUUCAGAAUGCUCACUUUGGAAUAACAAAGAAUGGAUAUCUUUACGUAGGAUAUCUGUCGGAGAUUGAUUUAAUUACUGAGGAUUUUCAACAGUUGGUAGGAGGUGUACUGUGGUUGAUUCGAGAUGGCAAGUCCUACCUGGAUGAAAGCCUUAAAAUUGAAUGUUCUGACACAGAAGAAACAGGCACUUUGGAGCAUUUUGCCUCAGUAAUGUCUGCCAGAACAGUUGUCGGCCAUGACAAAGAAGGAAGAGUUAUAUUUAUGCAAGCAGAUGGAAAAACUGGAGAAAAUGGAUUAGACCUGAGAGAAUUCAUUGAGGUGAUGCUAGAGUAUGGUAUUAUCAAUGCAAUCAACUUGGAUGGAGGAGGGUCUGCAACAUACACUGUGAAUGGGACUCUUGUAAACUAUCCGUCAGACCAGUGCACAGAGGACAAGAAAUUCAACUGUGCUAGAAAUGUGUCCACUGUUCUUUGUGCUCAUCUACCAAGAUGUCCAGAGGUCAACUGUUCAGGUCAUGGAGCAUGUGUACUAGGGACCUGUCUUUGUGAUAAAUACUGGACAGGAAGUAAAUGUGAUCAGCUGUUUUGUUUAGUAAACUGUAGUGGGCAUGGAAAAUGCACACAAGAUGGCUGUUCCUGCAGUGCAGGUUGGCAUGGUGAUACAUGUAACAGCACAUGCCCACAUGGGCAAUAUGGGGUUGGUUGUGAGUUCAGGUGUACCUGCCUGAAUGGUGGUGAUUGUGACAGAGUGAGUGGAGCCUGCCACUGUCAGUCCGGUUACACAGGGACUUUCUGUCAGGACUUGUGUCCAUAUGGUUACCAUGGCAACUCUUGUAAGGCCCAAUGUCUCUGUGACGAUGGCUGUCCUUGUCAUCCAACCACAGGAAGCUGUAACUUCUCUGAUUUAAACUCCGACAUUCAAAGAGCUUGUGUGUGUUUUUCUCAGAAGAAAAUCAAAGCAGAGCAUCUAGUCCCAGACCAGUCCAGUGUCUACAGAUCCUGUCUAUUAGCUUUAAUUAUAAUCAGCAUCUUGGCAAUUCUCAGUUUGAUGGUGAACAUAGUUUUAGCAUACAAAGUAUACACAAAGAAAAAGCACAAAAGUCCACGACAUAAGAAGGCAGUUUUAACAAACUCCAAACAGCUGUACAGGUUUCCAAGCUCGGACACGGACGGAGAUCUCUCCUCCUUUAGUGAUUGUCCCAUGGAGCAAACCAGCUUUAUCAGGAAACAAAAAGGAUACUCAUGAAGAACAUAACAAUAAUUUAUAUACGUCUUCCAUGAAAAUAUUUUGGAGCAAACCAGCUCGGUCAAAAAACUGUACAAGUACUUUAGCAUCUUCAAAGGUUAGGAUAAAGGCAAUACAUUGUAUAUCAUAAUCAUUGAAUUUUUUUUUUCAAGUAAAAAUCAAUACAUGUAUAUAAAUAACAUUUAGGAAUUACAGAACAACUGAUGAACUAUACAGUAGAUUAUGAAUGAGUGGUGUUAUUAUAAUGAUUACAUAGAUGCAUUUUUUUUUCAUUUUCAACAUGAAACAUACUGUUAAGCAUAUAUUGAUAGGAAAAAAUCGAAUUUUUAGACUUUGACACGAAAUCAUUUGAUGGCUGGCUCUUUGAGCAAAUAUGGGACCAAAACAGGGAUCAAAGUUUUAGAAGGAAAAAAAACCAAAAAACAAAAUCACAGGAGGGACACAGAAAUAUUUAUUUGCAAUAUUUCAUAUGUAGUGUAGAUUCAUUUUUUUUAAUUAUUUUUUUUAGAAGUCGUGGCCCUUAUAGGAUUAUUGUGAGGACACAAUAGGAAUUGAAGUUGAAAUAUUACAUAGUAAUAUGCAAGAAAAAUUCUUCCCCUUAAGAGUAUUUUGCAUUCCCAUGUUAUGUAGAUUUCUUCUGUUCUGUGCCCUGGAACCAGGAAGGGGACACAACAGAAUUAAGAACAAAGUUUUCCACUAAUUAAAAUGCAUGUGUUCACAUGAACACAAAUUACAAUUAGUAAACUUGACAUGAAGCAUCAAUAUACUGUAAAAAACCAUUGUUGAAAUUAGUGGAUUUAUUUUCGUCUGGAAGAGAUUGUAAUCACAGGUGAGUGUUGUGGUCCAUGGACCUCUUUUUUUCUGGAACUCUGUAAGGUUAUUUUUUGCAGCACUAUAACUCUUUUUUAUAGCCUUUUUUUUAAGGUCACCUGAGUCACUCAGGUGACCUAUUGCUAUCACUUUUCAUCCGUCGUCGUCCGUCGUUCGUCGGUCAUAAACUUUUGAACAUUUUCAGCUUCUUCUCUGGAACCAGCAAACCAAUUUCAACCAAUUUUGGCAUAUAGCAUCUAUGGGUGAAGGGGAACAAAAAUUGUGAAAUUCGUGGCCCCUGCCCCCCUGGGGCCUGAGGGGUGGGGCCAAAACCAUCAAAAUUAAUGCAAUCUUUAAAAAUCUUCUUCUUUACUCCUGGACAUCAAGCAGUCAAACUGUUGGCAUGAUUGUAAUAAGCAUUGAGCCCUCCACCAAAAUUGUGAAAUUCAUGGCCCCAGGGUCAGGGGUUCUGGUGCUAGGGCGGGGCUAUACAGAUCAUAUAGUGAAAGUGCAUUAUUUCUUUGAAAAUCUUCUUCUCUACUCCUGGGUAUUAUUUAAACAAAUUGAAUACAUAGUUAUGAUAAGCUAGAGUGACUCUACCAAAAUUGUGAAAUUCAUGACCCCAGGGUCAGGGGUUCUGGUGCUAGGGCGGAGUAUAUAGAUCAUAUAGUGAAAGUGCAUUAUUUCUUUGAAAAUCUUCUUCUCUACUUCUGGGUAUUAUUUAAACAAAUUGAAUACAUAGUUAUGAUGAGCAAGAGUGACUCUACCAAAAUUGUGAAAUUCAUAGCCCCAGGGUCAGGGGUUCUGGUGCUAGGGCGGGGCUAUAUAAAUCAUGUAGUGAAAGUGCAUUAUUUCUUUGAAAAUCUUCUUCUCUACUCCUGGGUAUUAUUGAAACAAAUUGAAUAUAUAGUUAUGAUAAGCAAGAGUGACUCUACCAAAAUUGUGAAAUUCAUGACCCUAGGGUCAGGGGUUCUGGUGCUAGGGCGGGGUAUAUAGAUCAUAUAGUGAAAGUGCAUUAUUUCUUUGAAAAUCUUCUUCUCUACUCCUGGGUAUUAUUUAAACAAAUUGAAUACAUAGUUAUGAUGAGCAAGAGUGACUCUACCAAAAUUGUGAAAUUCAUAGCCCAAGGGUCAGGGGUUCUGGUGCUAGGGCGGGGCUACAUGUAUAUAGAUCAUAUAGUGAAAGUGCAUUAACUCUUUUAAAAUCUUCUUCUCUGCUCCUGGGUAUUAAAUAAACUAACCAAGUAUAUAGUUAUGAUAAGCAAGAGUGCCUCUUCCAAAAUUGUGAAUUUCAUGGCCCCAGGGUCAGGGGUUCUGGUGUUAGGGCGGGGCUCUAUUGAUUAUAUAGUGAAAAUGCAUUUAUUCUUUGGUAUUCCUGGGUAUUAUUUAAACAAAUUAAAUACAUAGUUAAGAGUGACUCUACCAAAAUUGUGAAAUUCAUAGUCCCAGGGUCAGGGGUUCUGAUGCUAGGGUGGGGCUAUAUAGAUCAUAUAGUGAAAGUGCAUUAUUUCUUUGAAAAUCUUCUUCUCUACUCCUGGGUAUUAUUUAAACAAAUGCAUAGUUAUGAUAAGCAAGGAUGCCUAUUCCAAAAUUGUGAAUUUCAUGAUCCCUGGAUCAGAGGUUCUGAAGUUAGGGCGGGGCUCUAUUUAUUAUAGAGUGAAAAUGCAUUAAUGCUUUAAAAAUCUUCUCUGCACCUGGGCAUAUCAGAGGAAAAAAGAGUAAAAGAAGUUUUAAUAAGGAAGGGUAUUUUUACCAGAUUUUUGAACAUCAGGACCAUUUGGUCAUUGACAAGUGUUCUGGUCCAGGCCAGGCCUCUAUUAAUUUGUAUUCUACUGAGAGGAGUUAUUCCCCUUUGCCAUUUACUUGUGAUAAUUAAUCACUGUAAAUAAUGUACUUGAAAGGUUAAUAGAAUAAGAGAAUUAUGCAAGAAUUUUUAUUGUAUAAUACAAAAAGUACUUUCAUAAUUUUAAUGAUCAGGUAGACUUGUAAAUAAUAGAUAAAUAAAAAUGAGACAAAAAUAACUUGUCUUAAUAAAUGAUCAUCAAAGACCAAGAAAGGCCAAUGUAAGAGAUUUCAACAAGGAAUUAAAAGAGUACAGAAGCACUGAUAGUUUGUUUAAGAGUGAUUAAAUGGGGAACAGAUUAGAACCUAAUUUAUGAACUGUUAAUGAAUACUAGACUAGUAAUAUUAUUGAUCCUGAUCACCCUAUUUUUCUUGCUUUUGGGAAACAAAGCUUCACCUUUCAGUUCAUUUUAUACUCUAUGGAUCCUCUAAAUUGUUGUAUUAUACUCAGGUGACCGUUAAGGCCCUUGGGCCUCUUGUUUUAGAUACAUGUAUGUUCAAUGAUAUUUCUACAUGGUGUGAUAUUACAGUGAUUAUUCUGUUAUAAUUUUUAAUCCUUAUUACAAAAGUUGUCUUCCACUGUUAACAGUGAAUUUCUUUUUUCUGAGACACUCAGGAAACCUGUGUGUGAUGAGAUAGGACAGGAGGUUAAGAAUGCUGUUUUGCCAACUGUAAAAAAGUUUUUAUUCAACACUUAUGUAUUUUAUUUUAUAAACAUGGUAAUUUGUAUUACUUUGUGUCCUUCUUGUCUGCUUUUGUUCCAUUACAGUUCAUUAUGAUUUCCUUUAACUGUAUUAAUUUUUGGUGUAUGGAUAUGAGUAUUAAAUAAAUGUUUGGUGUGAGGAUGAUUCUUUUAUUGUCCAUAGGAAAGGGAAUCUGAUUACAUGAACUUGAUUUUACUUUGUUGUACUGCUUAAAGCUGAACACGCUUCGUAAAAAGAAUCUGUCCGCCAUAUUCGAUAGGACUUUCGCUAUAUCUGAGAGCCCCUAUAUAUAGAGCCGCUCACUUGGUCACUGUUUAGUGUAAUCAAUUGUCACCGGUGUAGACGGACAUAUGUUAUACAGCACUUAGUAGCGACGAAAAUAACUGUGUGCAUAGCGACGAAAAUAACUGUGUGCUUCUUCUAAUGCAGGAGAGUAAGAUACCAAAGAGAUUUACAACAGUUGCACGGGUCAGUGCAGUAUACAAACAAACACAAAUAUACGUAACUGCAAUAUAACUGCAAUAAAAUGUAAACAAAAGUAAUGCAAGAUAACCAGCACGAACACGGGUCGCCAUUCCACGUCGAUACCCGUGAUAAUAAAGCAGUCAGGAGUAUACCUUGGUGCUGUUAUCUUAGAUAGUAAUAUCGUAAAUGGCGUAUGCUUAUUUACGAGUCGUGUUCAGCUUUAAGGUUAAUAACUUAUGGAGUAAUCAGUGAUUUACAUGUAUAUAUUUGUACGUUUAUUAUCCUGUGCUUCCUUUAUUGACUGCUCAAUAUCAUGGUUUUUAGGUGACUUUUUAAACUUGUGAAUUUUUGGUAUGAUGGAAUGUUAUUUUAGUCUUAAAUAGAUGCAGUAAGUUAACAACUUUGCAAGUAACCCUAUAUGGUUUAUUUGACUUUUUUUCUUUAUCAUUACUAAACAUUGGGCAGACAAAAGAUUUACUAAUUUGGGUUACCUCCAUAUGCAUAUAUUUCCAUUUCUAUUUGUUUUCUCUGUGAUAACUCUGAAAGUUAGUUGAGUUGAUUUCUUGAUCAUUCUACCGUAAUGUAAAUUUCGCCAAGCGAAAGGUCAGGAGCUAAGAAGGCCUAAUAUGCAUGUAAUUCUUGUGCGGCUGUCUUUGUGUUUGACAUCAGUGGGCGGGAACUAUUGAAAUUGACAUGUGAGGCCUCAUGUAAUUUAAAUCUAUUAGUCUACAUUUUUAAAGUCUAAAUUUACAAUUUUAUUUCACAAUGAAAUGGAAAUAUAAGGAAUCAGUGUCUAGUUAGUGGUGUAUGCCAGGGACAUCAAGGAUAGUUGGAAACGUGGAAUAAUUUGCAUAACGGGCAAAGCCCGUUAUGCAUAAAUUAUCCCACGUUUAUAACUAUCGUUGAUGCCCUGGCAUAUUCUACUAACUAGACAGUGAUUCCUUAAGUAACUGCUUGUCUCUCAUGACAAUAUUUCUACAUGUGUAGUCCAAUGCUGAGUUUUUUCAUUCAUGUUUUUUUUUUAAGUUUUGCCUGUACUUAUGAGGGUACCCGGUAUUUAUGCAGAUGUUUUAAGGUUUGAACAAAUAGUUAAGUUUUUUUGUUUUGAUGAAAGAAAAAAAUUAUGUUUUGUUAAAUUGUCUGUUAUCUAGCUGUCUAUCGAUCUGUGUUGCCUAGUAAACAAUUCUUUCAAAUCCGUA